Messenger RNA from Cyanistes caeruleus (blue tit), 1553 nucleotides. NCBI's taxonomy places the organism in Eukaryota, Metazoa, Chordata, Aves, Passeriformes, Paridae. The record is from RefSeq and is a predicted model, not a curated record.
GAGUCUCCAAGAUGAAUACUACAGCAAUGAGCCCACUCACCGUUACUCCACUAGGUUUUGUUCCAGACUUCAAAAAUUCCACUCUUGAUCCUCUCAAUGAGACUGCAUGUGAAAACUGGAAAGAGAUUCAUCAUCUUGUUUUCCACGUGGCAAACAUUUGCUUUGCAGUUGGACUGGUCAUUCCAACUACUUUGAAUCUUCAUAUGAUUCUUCUGCGGGGCCUGCUCACUGUAGGAUGUGCAUUAUUCAUCAUUUGGGCAACACUCUAUCGUUGUGCCUUGGACAUAAUGAUCUGGAAUUCUGUGUUUUUGGUUGUCAACCUUUUGCAUUUCAUAUACCUAGUGUAUAAAAGAAGACCGAUCAAGAUAGAGAAGGAGCUUAGCAGCCUCUACAAGAGAAUGUUUGAACCUCUCCAUGUGCCUCCAGAGCUCUUCCAAAGACUAACUGGACAAUUCUGCAACAUUCAGACUCUGAAGACAGGUCAAGCCUAUGCAGCAGAAGAUAAAACAUCAGUUGAUGAUAGGCUAAGCAUCCUGCUGAAGGGGAAAAUGAAGGUGUCUUAUCGAGGCCAUUUUCUGCAUAAUAUUUACCCCUGUGCCUUUAUAGAUUCUCCUGAAUUUCGGUCGACACAGAUGAACCGGGGUGAGAAAUUCCAGGUCACCAUUAUAGCAGAUGAUAACUGCAAGUUCCUGUGCUGGUCCAGGGAAAGGCUGACUUACUUUCUGGAGUCUGAGCCAUUUCUUUAUGAGAUCUUUAAGUACCUUAUUGGCAAAGAUAUUACAAAUAAACUUUAUUCAUUGAAUGACCCAACCUUAAAUGACAAGGCUUCAAAGAAGAUUGAUCGACAGCCCAGCCUUUGCUCUCAGCUCUCUGUGAUGCAGAUGAGGAACAGCAUGGCCAGUACCAGUGACAGCGAGGAUGGCUUGCAGAUGUUUCUUCGUGGGACUUCCUCUGCAUCCUCUCUUCUGACAGGUCCAGCAGAGCGCCUUCCCUAGUUGACUCGUCCAUCACUUGAGCGAAGAAAUUGCCUGCUGCGUUCCAGAAAUCUCCUGGACUGCUUGCUCCCAGCCCUGUUGCCUUUCCACCAGAUACAGGGGUGGUUAAAAUUCCCCACGACAACCAAGGCCUGUGAUCCACUUGCUGAAGGACUGCUGCCUUCUACUUGCUCUUGUUGAUCAGGCAGCCUGUAGCAGAUUCCUGCCACGAAGUCUCCUGUGUUGGUCUGUUCUCUGAUCUUUACCUUUGAACCCUCGAGUGGCUUUUCACCUGUUCUACACACAGCAGAGUUCCAUGAAAUUGAAGCCAUUCUUUUGCAUAGAGAGCCUUUGGGUGAAUUUGCACACUCAGAAAAAAAAUGUAGAACUGUGUUUGUGCGAUUAGUUAGAAUUCAAAUGUGUCUUUCAGGCUUAGCAGCAAAACUCUUACACCAGUAUUUCAGCUUUGGGAGAAAGUAAUUGAAAUGCAUGACAAAGUUCAGCUGUAAUUAUAUAAAUCCCCAUGAUGCAUUUGUGCUUAGCACAUACUUGAUAAAUACACUUUUCUCUGUCAUACUU